AUGUCAAAGAGAACAAUCCAUCAAUACAAAGAAGAGCAAUUAUCACAAGCUAUGGCGGCGAUGAGGAAUGGGAUGAAAAUUAGGGAAGCCAGUAGAGUGUUUAGCGUUCCGCGGGGGACACUACAAGAUCGGCUACAUUUAAGGGUACCAGAUUUACCUCGUAAAAUGGGACCAGAUUCAGUGCUGACAAAAACAGAAGAAACUGUCUUGACAUACUGGUGUAUAGCUUUAGCAAAAUGUGGCUUCCCUUUAAAAUGUGAUGAUCUCCUUAAUACCGUUCAUAAUAUUAUUUCUGAAGAUAAUAGGCCAAACCCAUUUGUAAAUAAUAGGCCGGGGAAAAAAUGGUAUCAAUCAUUUCUGAGACGAAAUCCCGAGUUAAGUGAGAGGACACCCGAAAAUAUAUCUAAUGGUCGAGCAGCUGUAACCGAAGAAGGUAUUCCCAAGUGGUUUGCUGAACUUGUAAAGCAUUUAGAAGACAUAAAUGCGAGUAAUAUUUUGACCGACCCUGACCGAAUAUUUAACGGUGAUGAAACAAGUUUUCAUAUAUGCCCCAAGACUGGAAAAGUCAUUGCCCCAAGAGGAUACAAAAAUGUCUACAAAAUUGUAAAAGGCAAAGAAAAAGAGGCUGUUACUGUCCUCGUAUUUAUAUAUAUAUGUUAUAUAUGUCCUCGGCUUCUGGGAAAGUUUUGCCUCCUUGUGUAG
Molecule: messenger RNA, 702 nt
Organism: Arctia plantaginis
Lineage: Eukaryota; Metazoa; Arthropoda; Insecta; Lepidoptera; Erebidae
Source: the annotation of a GenBank genome assembly